AUGGAUCUCAAGGUGGUCUGUGUUCUCUCUGCCACCCUCGUCAUAGCCCUCAGCACCUUGGCAGAGGGAAAUGCACCAACAAAAUGCCAGUGUAAAAUGCUCCCAAAGGAGAGGAAAAACUGUGGCUACCCAGGAAUCUCAGCAGCAGAGUGCAAGAAAAUGGGGUGCUGCUUCAACUCUUCGAACCCCAACGUUCCCUGGUGCUUCACUCCUAAACAGAAGAAAGUUAAGAAAGUGUGUCCCAGCGAUCCUUACGCCAGGAUAAACUGCGGCCACCCCGGCAUUACGGCCAAGGAGUGCACAAAGAAGGGCUGCUGCUUCAGGGCACGUCCUGCUGGGGUCCCCUGGUGCUUCUACCACCGUGUCACGGAGGAAGGUAAUGAGUGA
Messenger RNA from Lepidothrix coronata (blue-crowned manakin), 387 nucleotides. RefSeq names its product trefoil factor 1-like. The record is from RefSeq and is a predicted model, not a curated record. The transcript has 3 exons. Lineage: Eukaryota; Metazoa; Chordata; Aves; Passeriformes; Pipridae. The coding region runs from base 1 to 387 and encodes 128 amino acids. Gene Ontology annotation, biological process: maintenance of gastrointestinal epithelium.